UUCUUGAUGGCUCCUACAUCCAAAACUCUCAUCCAUCUAUACUGGAACAACUCAAGAACUGUCCAGAUCUCACUGUUGGUCAAUCAACUGCAGUUAUAACCCUUCUGACCAAUGGAAAUACACCUUAUGGAGAUCCUUCAACAUGGAAUGAACAAACUCUAAAAGACCUUGGGAUGCUAACUCUGCAUUUGCCUUCAUCUUUCUAUCAGCACUUUGAUCAGGACACAAAGCGUAACUUCUUGAAAUACUUUCUGAACGUUUUUGGUGGAGUGAGCAGAGAACAGAGGAAGCAACUGAAGAAGGAGAUAAGACAGUCCAUCAAAAGUGAUUCAGACCAGACUGCAGAAUGCACAGUUGGAAUAAUCACUCAGGUCACAAUCAGUGACCCCACCUUCCCCUUUGACUAUAACAUCAACCAAUUCAACAACUGUCUGUCAGUUUCAACUGUCAAAGACAACUUGGAUGGCAUCACAGAAAAGGUGGAUGAGGUGGAAUACCUCAGGAUUGUUCUCCAGAAACUGCAAGACGCUGAAAACUCCAUCAUUCCAGAAGAUCAGGUUCAGCUCCUCGGUGCAAUUUCUCGAGUUGCCACAGUUCAGGAUAUUCUUUCAUGGACCAUCAGUAAAAUCGACACGCUUGCUGCUUUGAUGGACUCUUCAAAUGGAGGCUGGGACCCAAGCUUAGCUAAGGUUAUCAUCUCUAAGUAUCUGGCUGUGGGAGGAAACAAACUAGGCAGUGCAGAGCUGAAUGUUAUUGGGGGACCAAAUCUCUGCUCUCUAGAUGUGGAUGUCAUCAGGACUAUUUCAUCACAAAGCUUCAGAGAAGUUGACUCUUUGGACAUCUCUAGCUGCACUACUGACAAAAAGAAAGAGUUUUUCCGUAUCUCCUUUGAAGCAUUCAGCCUUACAACAAGCUCAGUUUCUGUUUUUCAGCUCAUACAACCAUACAUCGGAGGUGCAAAUGUUAAUUAUAUUCGUAGUUUGGUGGUCUCUGGUGUUAACAUGGACCUGGCCACCUUCACCAGUUUGGAUGAAAACGUUGUGCUGGUCAGUGUUAUGUUUAUGUCUUAA
This is a messenger RNA of Oryzias latipes (Japanese medaka), 1070 nucleotides long. NCBI's taxonomy places the organism in Eukaryota, Metazoa, Chordata, Actinopteri, Beloniformes, Adrianichthyidae. The record is from RefSeq and is a predicted model, not a curated record.